Molecule: messenger RNA, 2515 nt
Organism: Syngnathoides biaculeatus (alligator pipefish)
Lineage: Eukaryota; Metazoa; Chordata; Actinopteri; Syngnathiformes; Syngnathidae
Product: tyrosine-protein kinase ZAP-70
Exons: 12
Coding region: 1-1815 (604 amino acids)
Biological process (GO): cell surface receptor protein tyrosine kinase signaling pathway; protein phosphorylation; cell differentiation
Cellular component (GO): extrinsic component of cytoplasmic side of plasma membrane; cytoplasm
Molecular function (GO): signaling receptor binding; ATP binding; non-membrane spanning protein tyrosine kinase activity
Source: RefSeq, a predicted model, not a curated record
AUGUCCAUGGAUCCCGCAGCAGAACUGCCUUUUUUCUACGGCAGCAUCAGUCGCUCCGAAGCUGAGCAGCAUUUAAAACUGGCCGGUAUGGCUGACGGCCUGUUCCUGCUGCGUCAAUGUCUGCGGAGUUUGGGUGGAUAUGUCCUCUCUCUUGUAUGGAACUUGGAGUUCUACCAUUACCCCAUUGAGAAACAGCUUAAUGACACUUACUGCAUCGGAGGAAGCAUACCCCACUGUGGGCCUGCUGAGCUCUGCGAGUUUUACAGCAAGGACCCUGAUGGGCUGGUGUGUGCUCUGAAGAAACCUUGCUUACGGUCCUCGGACACACCGAUCCGGCCCAGUGUGUUUGAUAGCCUGAAGGAAAACAUGCUGAGGGAGUAUGUGAAGCAAACCUGGAACCUUGAGGGUGAAGCAAUGGAGCAGGCCAUCAUCAGUCAAGCGCCUCAACUGGAAAAGCUGAUCGCCACUACGGCCCACGAGAAGAUGUCGUGGUAUCACGGCAAAAUCCCCCGAAAGGAAAGUGAGAGGCUGCUUUACUGCGGAACACAACCAGAUGGCAAGUUUCUGAUUCGCGAUAGAGACGAGUCUGGUACUUUUGCACUCUCUGUAAUGUAUGGAAGAGCCGUUUAUCACUAUCAAAUCCUCCAUGACAAGUCGGGAAAAUACUACAUGCCAGAGGGACUGAAGUUUGACACUAUUUGCCAGCUGGUAGAAUACCUGAAGAUUAAACCUGAUGGCAUGGUGACAGUUCUGGGGGAUGCAUGUGUCAACCGAGCUGCUGGAAUGCAACCCAGUUUCCCCGCAAAUAGGCGAACAGGCCCGAACCGCUACACACCACCACCUCGAGCUGUGACUUUGACGCCAGUCGCACCUGCGCCUGCAGAUAAUGCGCUUCCAAUGGACUGCAUUGGCUUUAACCCUUAUCACAACCCCAACGACAUAAAGAAGUUCAACAUCCCGAGGAGUCGACUUUUCAUUGACGAGGUGGAACUCGGCUCUGGCAACUUUGGCUGCGUCAAGAAGGGCGUCCUGGAUAGUGACAAGGUCCAGUUAGAUGUAGCCAUCAAGGUGCUGAAGAGCGACAAUGAGAAGCUCAUGAAGGUGGAGAUGAUGAGGGAGGCCGAGAUCAUGCACCAAUUGAGUAAUCCCUUCAUUGUCCGGAUGCUGGGGCUAUGCAAUGCUGAGAGUUUGAUGCUGGUCAUGGAGAUGGCAUCGUGUGGACCGCUCAACAAGUUUCUCUCCUCAAAUAAGGACACAGUGGAAGUGGAGGACAUUGUCAACCUGAUGCAUCAGGUGUCGAUGGGAAUGAAAUAUCUGGAAGAGAAAAGCUUUGUGCAUCGGGAUUUGGCAGCGCGCAACGUCCUGCUGGUCAACCGACAUUUCGCCAAAAUUAGUGACUUUGGCCUGUCCAAGGCCCUGGGAGCCGACAGCGAGUACUACAAGGCCCGUUCUACGGGACCAUGGCCGCUGAAGUGGUACGCACCCGAAUGCAUAAACUUCCGCAAAUUCUCCAGUAAAAGUGAUGUGUGGAGUUUUGGCAUCACCAUGUGGGAAGCCUUCUCAUAUGGCGGGAAACCUUAUAAGAAAAUGAAACAAGCGGAGGUGAACAGUUUCCUUGAAAGUGGGAAACGCUUGGCGUGUCCGGCCAAAUGUCCGGAUCGAAUGUAUGCACUGAUGCAAGAAUGCUGGACGUACAAACAUGAGGACCGUCCUGACUUCAAAAAGGUGGAAGAGAGCAUGAGAGCUUACCAUUAUUCCGUAUCAAAGAAGGUUAAGGCAUCGGAGGCAGCCACUGCUGCGGAACCCAACAAGUAGACAUUCUGUCCCGUGGCUACACAAUGUAUCCAUUCAGCUGGUCAUUUAACAAGCAAAACAAAGAGCUAUUUAUGAGCCGCACAUACUGACCGGCCUUAACUCCAGCAGUGAUCCAGCGAAACAGGCUUCAUUGACAAUAAGUAAGAGGAGUGUGUCGGCUACAUGAAGACGCUUACAGGAGAUUUUUUAUCUGUACGGAUGUCUUUAGACGACAUCGAUGAGCAAACUAUUUCACUGUGGGAUUUUUUUCUUUCCAGUAUACUAUCCUAUUAAUACUUGUUUGAAUAGGUUUUUUGUUGAGGCUAUAUUUAAAUUGAAUGCAUACAUGUUGUGUCAUUUCCAUGAAAUAAAAGUCUCAUAAAUGCGCUAAGAGAUAAUGCAUGAGUGAAAAUAAACUAAUGUUUUACAAUGAGUCAAAAAGAAAGAAGGAAAAAAAUCAUUUGCAGCACGUUGAAUAUUCAAACCCAAGUAAAACAUGUUUGCCAAGGAAGUGGUAACCGUGGCUUACACUUCUGCAAAUACUGUAUGACUAUGAAACGUACAGCACCGCCUCUUCUUUCCCAGCUUGCCUAUUUUGUGCAGAAAUAACCUUUUCCAGCAUUGACACACAUCAUACGAAGCAAGUUCAACUUAGCGACUUUUACAAUGAAUUCGGUAUUUUACAAAUUCCCCUUAAUAAACAAAUAUCGAUAGGUUUAUA